Molecule: messenger RNA, 300 nt
Organism: Naumovozyma castellii
Lineage: Eukaryota; Fungi; Ascomycota; Saccharomycetes; Saccharomycetales; Saccharomycetaceae
Gene: SGF11
Product: SAGA histone acetyltransferase complex subunit SGF11
Exons: 1
Coding region: 1-300 (99 amino acids)
Source: RefSeq, a predicted model, not a curated record
AUGACUAGUAGAACGGAAACUAUUGAAUCAGCAUCUAAUGGAAUUUUGCACAAUUUAUUGACUACUAUAAUCCAAGAUAUUGUCGCUAAGGAAAGAGUUAAUUCACAGGUUUUAAAUACAAGGUAUCCUAAUAUAAAACCUUAUUUUUAUGAUCCUAAUGGGAAUUUAGAUAUAAAUGGACAGCCGAAACGUCAAGAGUCAUCACAAUAUUUUCACUGUGUUAACUGUGGGAGAGAAAUUUCAGCCAAUAGGUUUGCUGCCCAUUUACAGAGGUGUUAUAGUCGUGGAUCAAGGAGGUAA